Angiostrongylus costaricensis is the source of this 1134-nucleotide messenger RNA. The record is from the annotation of a GenBank genome assembly. Lineage: Eukaryota; Metazoa; Nematoda; Chromadorea; Rhabditida; Metastrongylidae.
AUGCGAGGGGUACGAGACCUGAUAAGGUUGAAAACCAUAAGACUUUCCGUUAGUGAUAAGGGUGGAGAGUAUGUCGUAAUUCCUCAUCAGUUAGAUGUGGAGAUAACGAAAAAGCAUCUUGAAGAUGCUUCACUUUAUCGCCCAUCAUCUGAGAAGGAGUUUAAAAGUAAAUACCGAAAAUUGAACCACGAAUGGGCCAAAAUGGCAAAGGCUGCUGGUUUAAAACCAUCAGUUAUCUCUCAACUUAAAGUUGCCUUACCAACAUGCCCCGUCUUGUACUUACUUAUAAAAACUCAUAAGUUAGUAUCCAGCGAUGAUCUUGCGUCUACCGAUCCAUCAUUAUUUAAGGUUAGACCUAUCAUUAGCUGUGUAGACGGGCCAACGGACAGGAUAACAUGGUUUUUAACCCUAAUAUUUAACCAGUUGUUGAAACACAUUCCUGCCCAUCUUACGAAUACCCAGAUGUUUCUGGAUCGUCUACGUACCGCGCAGCCCAACAGCGCGUGUGUGAUGGAGUCCUUCGGCGUUACCGCCCUUUAUACAAACGUGUCGAAUGACUCCGCAGUGCAAGCCAUAUUCAAACUCCUUACACAACACGAAGGAGAAAUAAACAUGUAUGGCUUCAGGAUAGAGCAGUUGAUGGCACUCUUAAAAGAAUGCUUGAGCUGUUCAAUCUUCAGAUGGUCUGGAAAGUACUACACUCAAAUAAGAGGGUUGGCAAUGGGACAACGACUGGCUCCAAGGCUUGCUACUGCAUUUAUGUCUAAGGUGGAAGCACCGGUGACUGAUCUCGGGCCGCUACUCUACUGUAGAUUUGACAACCGCUCAGUGACAUUUGAAGAGCAUCAGGCUGAAGAACACAAUCUUUGGCACUAUCUCUACUUUAUUGUUUGGCUACAAAUUAAAGAUGAGACGGAAUUUACCGGUCCGGAGAGUUACGUAGCGCAAUGCGUUAAGGACCGGAAUCUGGACUGGUUCCCACGAAUGCGGGCCAUUUCCUUACAAGACUGUGACAGCGAAUCGGAUCAGUCAGAAGUCACAGCUCUUCGUGAACAACUACGACAACAAAGUCAGUCGAUUAACGAACUUGCAGCGACUGUGGACAACCUCAGACAGGUUGGAUUUUUGAGUUAA